AUGAUUCCUUCAGUAGAAGAAACCCUGGCUGAGUCCAGGAACUUCUUCCUCCCACGAGCCCCCACUAAUGCCAAUGCCGACGCAAACCUAAUUCAUAGGACAAAGCUCUUACAAGAUGCGUAUGCACUACGACAACUUGCACAGUCACGCGACAUAGAUGAAUUCCUUAACAACCCCUCACCCAUUGACGAGGCCACCAUUGAUUUCGCGGAUGAUCUUACCAGUGCGCUUGGCGAUGCGCUACGAGCUACACCACUGGUGACUGAUACCGAUACGCCCAAGCGACCAAGCCGUCGACCAAAGCGCCUAUCACGCCAGAGCACCACAAACUCUGCAUCCUCAGUGGGAGGAAGUUCGACGAGGAGAAAGUCGAAGCGAUGCUAUCUCUGCGGUGUGGCUGAUUCACCACGAUGGCAGGAGUCUGGCUUUGGAAGUCGAGUGUUCUGUAAUGUUUGCGGACUGUUGCACUCCAAGAGGGUUGUGCGAAAGCAUUUGCUCCAGUCUAGCCGGGGCGAUACAGCAUCUACUACUGACAGUGCCUGGUCUUGA
This is a messenger RNA of Fusarium coffeatum, 549 nucleotides long. RefSeq lists its product as uncharacterized. The record is from RefSeq and is a predicted model, not a curated record. Gene Ontology annotation, molecular function: sequence-specific DNA binding; zinc ion binding. NCBI's taxonomy places the organism in Eukaryota, Fungi, Ascomycota, Sordariomycetes, Hypocreales, Nectriaceae. The transcript has 2 exons. Gene Ontology annotation, biological process: regulation of DNA-templated transcription. Bases 1 to 549 code for a protein of 182 amino acids.